Messenger RNA from Belonocnema kinseyi, 1969 nucleotides. It is a transcript of the gene hgo, whose product is annotated as homogentisate 1,2-dioxygenase. Gene Ontology annotation, cellular component: cytoplasm. Bases 302 to 1633 code for a protein of 443 amino acids. Gene Ontology annotation, molecular function: homogentisate 1,2-dioxygenase activity. The transcript has 9 exons. The record is from RefSeq and is a predicted model, not a curated record. Gene Ontology annotation, biological process: L-phenylalanine catabolic process. NCBI's taxonomy places the organism in Eukaryota, Metazoa, Arthropoda, Insecta, Hymenoptera, Cynipidae.
GUAAAAAUUUAACUAUUAGGAACCUCUUUUUAUUUUUGAGGUUUCCUAAUUUCAUGUCGACUUUAAUCAUUGUCUUUUCUAAGGUGAUCAGCGACUGGCAGUGUAAAAAACCUGCUUUGCCGAGUCGCGCCUUUGGAUUCUAGGCAUCUUAAUGGAAUGAAAAAUUAAUGAGUAAACAAGUUCUGCAUAAUCCGAAUCGUUGUGUUGACGCCACUUAGUCCGACCAGAGUUUAUAAAGCCAAAGGAUUUUCGAGUCUUCACGUAUUCGGUGAAAAGAAACAUUUGCCUUCAAAGAUCCAACAUGAAAGAAGAAUUUAAAUAUUUGACUGGCUUCGACUGCGAAUUCAGCAGUACGGACGAGCGUUGCCCUGGGGCACUACCAGUCGGUCAAAAUAAUCCGCAGAAGUGUCGUUAUGGUCUUUACACUGAGCAACUGUCCGGCAGCGCUUUUACCGCGCCCAGAUGCGAGAAUAAAAGAUCAUGGCUCUACAGAAUAAGGCCAUCGGUUGUACAUGAAUUCUUCGAACCAAUUCAAGAAUCUCAGGUCCAUUUGACACAUCAGUGGAAUCAAUUUCCACCAACUCCCAAUCAAAUUCGUUGGAAGCCCUUCGAUGUCCCGACUCGUCAGGAACCGGAAGUGGAUUUUGUCCAGGGUUUGCACACACUUUGUGGGGCUGGCGAUGCGCGCAUGCGAACUGGAGUUGCUGUUCAUAUUUAUCUUUGCAAUUCUUCCAUGAAAGAUAAGGCCUUUUACAAUUCAGAUGGUGACUUCCUUAUUGUGCCACAAUUGGGAGCUCUUCAGAUAACAACAGAAUUUGGAAAAAUGAAAUGCGAACCAAACGAAAUUUUCGUUAUUCAACGGGGAAUGCGUUUUUCUGUGACAGUUUAUGGACCAUCAAGAGGAUACAUUCUUGAAGUUUUUGACAAUCACUUUCAACUUCCGAAUUUGGGUCCUAUAGGUGCAAAUGGUCUCGCCAAUCCGCGAGAUUUCGAAACCCCCUCUGCUUGGUUCGAGGAUCGAGAUGCAAACUAUAAAAUGGUUUGCAAAUUUCAUGGAAAAAUGUUCAUCGCUAAUCAAAAUCACAGCCCCUUUGAUGUCGUUGCUUGGCAUGGCAAUUACGUUCCUUACAAGUAUAACCUUGACCGCUUCAUGGUUAUUAACUCAGUCUCCUUCGAUCACUGCGACCCAUCUAUAUUUACGGUACUCACUUGUCCCUCUACAAAGCCUGGAACUGCAAUUGCUGAUUUCGUGAUUUUUCCUCCUCGAUGGUCCGUACAAGAACAUACAUUCCGUCCUCCAUAUUAUCAUAGAAACUGCAUGAGUGAAUUUAUGGGUUUAAUUAAAGGACAUUACGAGGCAAAAGACGAAGGAUUUCAAGCCGGAGGAGGAUCUUUACAUUCGGUUAUGAUGCCUCACGGACCUGAUAAAACUUGUUUCGAAAAUGCUUCUACUUCAAAAUUGGUACCAGAGAAAAUUGCUGAAGGAACUCAAGCAUUUAUGUUCGAAACUUAUUACAGUAUGACAGUUACUGAAUGGGCCGGCAAAAAUUGUAGAAAAAUUGAUUCCGAUUAUAAUAAGUGUUGGCAGGGUUUGAAAAAAAAUUUUGAUCCUACUCAAACUACUCAAACUUAAAUUAAGACUGGCAUAUAAAAAAUCGAACAGAUACAUAUUUCAAAAAUAAUGGAUAAGAUUUUUGUGAAAUACACAUAAUUAUAUUUGAACAAUAAGAAACUGAAAGUGUUGGAAGUUGAAAAUUUUUUUAUCAAAAGCCCUCAAACUUGAAAAAUUUUAGAUUAAAAUUUUUGACGUUAAACAAUUUUAUUACACAGGAUUUGAAAUAGUAUAAUUUUUAAUUCAAAACGCUCAAUGUUGAAUAACUUUGAAUUACAACAAAGAAAUCUUAAAAUGGAAUGAUUUCAGAAUAAAAUUUAAAAAAAGGACAAUUACAAACUGCUAAAAAUGGAAUAA